This is a messenger RNA of Rotaria sp. Silwood2, 762 nucleotides long. Lineage: Eukaryota; Metazoa; Rotifera; Eurotatoria; Philodinida; Philodinidae. The record is from the annotation of a GenBank genome assembly.
AUGACGUCUGAUCCAAAUUCACAUAAAGUAGGUAAGGAUAUCUGGACACUUACUGAUCUAGAAGAAAUAGUCGCUGCUAUUGCUUCACUUGGCGAUCGUUAUGAAGAACUAAAUCACGAGACUUUGCGAUUAAAUGCUAAAACAAAAUUAUCGACUUCACUUUGGGAGCAACUUAUUAAAAAAUUAGAACUUGAUAAUACUGAAUAUGGAGAUCAACAGUUCAUUGCGUUCCUGAACGCUGCAAAAGAAGAAGUAUCUGUUCAAAAGAAUAAUAAUGUACAAUUACUACCUGAUCCAUCAUUACCAUUACCUGAACCGCCGAAUACACGUACUCAUAAGGCAAAAACUGUAAAUGGUAAUAUUGUUGAACAGUCAACCGUCAGUGAAGUAUCAUUUAUUUUGACUGCAACUGAAUGGAAAGCUGUACUUAGUUCCACAAAAAAAGAAUUGCAUGAUGGUUGGACAAAAAUAUUUUCCGACAAACUAACUUCAUUUGGAAUUACAUGUGCAUUACAGUUCUUUAAAGCCCAUAUCAAAAAAGGAAAAAGAAAACGACGCUGUAAAUAUUUUUGGUGUCGUUCUAAGUGUACAGGUAAGUAUUGUACUAGAUCAUAUUUUAUUAAACUUGCAGAUAGCGUGGAUUUCAACGGAUCACCAACAUUUCGUGCACAAAUCUCAGGUACAGAAAGACAUGAUGCUGAAAUUGCAACAAUGAAACGUCAACUAUGGUCUUGUGAUAAAAUAGACCCGUGGAAUCGAUAG